Aphanomyces invadans is the source of this 138-nucleotide messenger RNA. RefSeq lists its product as hypothetical. Lineage: Eukaryota; Oomycota; Saprolegniomycetes; Saprolegniales; Verrucalvaceae. The record is from RefSeq and is a predicted model, not a curated record. The transcript has 2 exons. The coding region runs from base 1 to 138 and encodes 45 amino acids.
AUGCUUGUUGGACAGCUGUACAAGUGUCUGUUGGUCUGGCUCGACAAACUGCUGGAUUAUCGCCAGGCAUCGGAUGGCCUGCAUUCGACCUUGGCUGAAUUAUUGAAGUUUCUACGCGAAGGAAUUCAAGUGAUGUAG